Messenger RNA from Rhizophagus irregularis DAOM 181602=DAOM 197198, 360 nucleotides. RefSeq lists its product as uncharacterized. The record is from RefSeq and is a predicted model, not a curated record. NCBI's taxonomy places the organism in Eukaryota, Fungi, Glomeromycota, Glomeromycetes, Glomerales, Glomeraceae.
AUGUCUGAAGAUUCGUACACGCCUAGUGAUUUCAAUAUCAAACCAAAAAAAAGAACGAAAAAACGGAAAUUUUUACAAGAUCAACUUCAAGGUACAGGAAAUUCUAUCUUCUUGGAUGAUAAUUAUGAUUACGAGUUCUUUUUAGAAAGUUUGGAUGGCUCCACGACGAUGUUUCAUGUUACGUGUAAAUUAUUACCAAAUACUUUAAUUUUAAAUAUGUUGAAUAGGGAAUUUUAUGGAUUUGAUUUUGAUGUAGCUGAAUUGAGACGUAGAAAUUCAUUAACUUUGCAUCAAAAGUUAAACCUCGAACGUAACUUGAAACAAACUCUUCCUUUGUACUUUUCAACAUCCAAUCCCUGA